GCCAGCCGAACAGGUCUCGGCGCGCGGAGACUUCUUGGAGAGUUUAAGCGCCAGGACUGCGGCGGCUGUGAGAGCGAGCUCUCCGGCACUUGCGUCCGGCUUGGCGAUGCUGACUCCCGCGUUCGACCUCAGCCAGGACCCGGAUUUCCUGACGAUCGCCAUCCGCGUGCCCUACGCUCGGGUCUCCGAGUUCGACGUCUAUUUCGAGGGGACCGAUUUCAAGUUCUACGCCAAGCCAUACUUUCUCAGGCGAGUUCUGGGCGCUUGGCGAUUGACCCUUCCUGGAAGAAUUGUUGAAAAUGGAAGUGAACAAGGGUCCUAUGAUGCAGAUAAAGGAAUUUUUACCAUUCGAUUGCCCAAAGAAACUCCUGGCCAGCAUUUUGAGGGGCUGAACCUACUAACUGCUCUUCUGGCACCAAGAAAAUCCAGGACGGCAAAACCACUUGUGGAAGAAAUAGGUGCUUCUGGGGUUUCUGAGGAAGUAGUAGAAAAUGAUGAUGAAGAAUUUGAUUGGGAAAUUGAACAAAUACCCUAUGAAGAGGUAGCAGAAAGUGCUUUAAAUCCAGAGUGCCACUAUGGAUUUGGGAACUUACGAUCAGGAGUGGUUCACCGGUUACAGGAUGAAUUAAGUGAUGUUAUUGAUAUUAAGGAUCCAGAUUUCACUCCUGCAGCUGAACGACGGCAGAAACGCCUGGCUGCUGAGCUGGCCAAAUUUGAUCCUGAUCAUUAUCUAGCUGACUUUUUUGAAGAUGAGGCGGUUGAACAGAUUUUGAAGUAUCAUCCUUGGUGGACUGACACACACUCAAAAAUGAUGGCUGUUUUGGAAAAGAGUCAGGAGCAAGAAAAUCAUGCUGCGUUAGUAUCUUUUUCUGAAGAAGAAAAAUGUCAGUUACGGAAAUUUGUCAAUAAAUCUUACCUGCUGGACAAAAGAGCCUGUAGUCAGGCAUACUACGGUUUGAUUGAUAUCCUUCUGGCGUAUUGCUAUGAAACUUGUGUCACUGAAGGAGAGAGGAACGUUGAAUCUGCAUGGAACAUCAGAAAACUGAGUUCAACACUGUGCUGGUUUGAGACGUGGACUAACGUUCAUGAGAUCAUGGUAUCUUUUGGAAGAAGAGUUUUGUGCUACCCACUUUAUCGCCAUUUCAAGCUGGUGAAGAAGGCCUACAAAGACACUAUAAAGAUACUGCAGCUGGGUAAAAGUGCAGUUUUAAAGUGUUUCCUGGAUAUUCACAAAAUUUUUCAAGAGAAUGACCCAGCAUAUAUUCUAAAUGAUCUCUAUAUCUCGGACUACUGUGUAUGGAUUCAGAAAGCCAAGUCCAAAAAGUUGGCAGCCCUUGCAGAAGCCUUAAGGGAAGUCUCCCUUACAAAAGCUCAGCUGGGAUUAGAACUGGAAGAGCUGGAGGCAGCAGCACUUCUUGUCCAGGAAGAAGAAACUGCAUUAAAAGCAGCCCAGUCAGUUUCCGAGCAGCAGACACUUUGCUCCAGUUCAGAGGCAAGCGAUUCAGAGGAAUCAGACAGCACCCCAUCAUCUGGAACUGAAGACUCAGACUCAGAUUCAGAACAAGAAGAGCUCAAAGAGAGUCAGCCUGAGACAGUCAAUUCUUUGCUAGGUCCUUUUCUUGAGGAAAGUAGUGCCCUGCAUAUUGAUGACGGCGGGAUGUGCAGAAACACAGCUGUCCAGAGGCUUGAUGUUGGUCAGGAAAAGCCACUUGCCUCUUCCUGGGCUUUUGGAGUCUCUGGGUCCCUGAUAGAGGAGCUUGGGGAACAACUGAAGAGUACGGUUCAGGUUUCAGAACCUGAGGGCACCACUGCUGUAAACCAUAGCACUAUGCGAGAACGAAACAGCCAUGAUGCUCCAAGUAAUUGACUUUCUAAGUGGUUUUAUUCGUUGUAGAGGAUAUCUCAUUUGGUUUUAUUUACUGAAUUAGAAUUUCUUAUUUUCACUUUGUAUUUUUUCUUAGUGCGUAUAUAUAUAUAUAUAUGUAUGUUUUUGUUUGUUUUUUGAGACAGAGCCUCAAGCUGUCACCCGAGUGCAGUAGCAUCACAGCUCACAGCAACUUCCAACUCCCGGGCUCAAGCAAGUCUUUUGCCUCUGCCUCCCAAGUAGCUGGGACUACAGGCACCUGCCACAAUGCCCUGCUAAUUUUUUUUUUUUGGUUGCAGCUGUCGUUGUUGGGCGGGCCUGGGCUGGAUUCGAACCCACCAACUCAGGUGUAUGUGGCUGGUGUUUUAGCCUCUUGAGCCACAGGCACCAAGCCUUUUCUUAGUAUAUAUAGUCGGCCUUUCAUAUUUGUGAAUUUCUCAUCUGUGGAUUCAAACAAUUACAGAUUGAAAAUAUUUAAGGAAAAAUUGUAUCUGUACUGAACAUGCACAGUCAUUUUUAUCCUUGUCAUUAUUUUCUAAACAAUACAGCAUAACAGGCCAGGUGUGGCAGUUCACGCUUGGAAUCCCAGCACUCUGGGAGAUCAAGGCAUGAGGAUUGCUCAAGCUCAGAAACUCAAGACCAGCCGGAGCAAGAGCGAGACUCUAUCUCUACUAAAAGAAAAAAUUAGCUGGGCAUCAUGGUAGGCAUGUGUAGUCGUAGCUACUUGGGAGGCUGAAGCAGGAGGAUUGCUUGAGCCCAAGAGUUUGAGGUUGCUGUGAGCUUAGCUAAUGCUGAGGAACUCAAGCAUAGGCAACAGAGUGAGACUCUGUCUUUAAAAAAAAAAAAAAAUUAUAUAUAUAUAAUAAUUUAAUAGUUAUAACUAUUUCCAUUGUAUUUGGGUAUUAUGAAUAGUGUAGAGAUAAUUUAAAAGAUAUGAGAGGAUGUGGGUAGGUUAUAUGCAAAUACUAUGCUAUUUUAUAUUAAGGACUUGAGCAUCUGAGGAUUUUCAGCUCUGCAGGGCUGGGAGUCCUGGAACCAAUCUCCCACAGACUAUGAGGGAUAACUGUACAGCACUGUUUUUCAGUGAGCUAAUGUUUAUGCCUUUUGGUUUCCUGUUGUAACUUGUUUCUUUAAAGUUUAAAGGUCUAGAUGGAGAUAAUACAUUGUUCUACUGCUAGAGUCUCUAGAAUGUAGAGGUCAUUAAUAUUUUCAUUUUAACUUUCCUGAGACAUACUUGACACAUAAUAAACUGCAUGUAUUUAAAACAUACAGUGUGAUAAAUGUUGGCAUGUGUGUACACCAAGUAUUGUCCCCAAGUCUCCCCCUGUGCUUUUGUUAUUCCUUCCUCCCACCUGUCCGCUUGUCCCCAACCCCCAGGCAACCAUCAGUCUACUUUCUUUUCUUUUUUUUUUAAUAUUUUAUUUAAUUAAUUAAUUAAUUAUUUUGCAGUUUCUGGCCGGGGCUGUAUGUGAGUUUGCAUCUCCUAGAAUGUUAUGUAAAUUGAAUUAUUCAAUAUGCAUCUUUUUUUGGUCAGGUUAUUUUACUCAGUAUAAUUAUUUUGAGAUUCACUCCUAGUAGCAUGUGUCAGGUUUUCUUUUUUUCAUUGCUGAGUAUUAUUUCACUGAAUAGAUUUGUCCAUUUACCUAUUGAUGGACAUUUGGAUUGUUUCCAGUUUGAAGCUGUUAUAAAUAAAGCAUUAUGAGCA
Nycticebus coucang (slow loris) is the source of this 3569-nucleotide messenger RNA. It is a transcript of the gene SHQ1, whose product is annotated as SHQ1, H/ACA ribonucleoprotein assembly factor. Gene Ontology annotation, biological process: box H/ACA snoRNP assembly. The record is from RefSeq and is a predicted model, not a curated record. Gene Ontology annotation, cellular component: cytoplasm; nucleoplasm. Lineage: Eukaryota; Metazoa; Chordata; Mammalia; Primates; Lorisidae. The transcript has 11 exons. The coding region runs from base 107 to 1867 and encodes 586 amino acids.